Messenger RNA from Amborella trichopoda, 885 nucleotides. RefSeq names its product polypyrimidine tract-binding protein homolog 1-like. The record is from RefSeq and is a predicted model, not a curated record. Lineage: Eukaryota; Viridiplantae; Streptophyta; Magnoliopsida; Amborellales; Amborellaceae. Gene Ontology annotation, molecular function: nucleic acid binding.
GGUAUGUUUGCUUCCUUGCGCGUUAGGGUUUUGUUUCCUCAAUCCAAAUGUGUUUCUCAGGCUCACCAUGACGAAGGAGCCUUCCAAAGUUAUUCAUGUUCGUAAUGUCGGGCAUGAAAUAUCUGAGGAUUCACAACCAAACCAAGUUCUCUUAGUUACAUUUCAUCAUCAGCUCUAUCCUAUAACAGACGAAGUUCUUCACCAAGUUUUUUCUCCCCAUGGAUUUGUUGAGAAGAUAGUGACCUUUCAGGAGGCAGCUGGGUUACAGGUUCUUAUCCAGUACCAGGAUUGCCAAAGUGCCACCCGAGCCAGGACUAUGCUGCAAUCUAUUUUCUGCUGGUAUACUGUUGACGGGCCUCAGCAUUCACAACCCAGCCGAAUUCUCUUAGUUACGAUUCAUUACCUGGACUAUCCUAUAACAGAGGAAGUUCUUCAUCAAGUUUUUUCUCCUCAUGGAUUUGUUGAGAAGAUUGUGACCUUUCAGAUGGAAACUGACUUGAUUUUAUUGGUAACCAUGAAGAUCCUGCAAUAUCUUUUGUUAAUUGCUUUAGGCUUUAAUGUUGUUGCCACAUUGAUGCAAGAUUUCACGCUUAUAUCAAGUACGACACUUGCGAAAGUGCUGUUCUAGCUAGAAACAUGCUGCAAGGGCGCAGCAUUUAUGCUGGUUGCUGUCAACUUGAUAUCCAGUUCACCUAGGAUUCCACCAAUCCAUCUUUGCCCAAUGAACAGUAAGGCAUGCCAUUGCAAGGAGUCUUUCUAUACAUUAUGCUAGAUAUUUAUGGACCCGCAUUUGUUUAAUGCAUCAUUUAAGAAUAUGAUUUAGGAACAUUGUUACUUAACCGAUUGAGAGAGAGAGAGAGAGAGAGAGAGAGAGAGAGAGAGAGA